Messenger RNA from Jaculus jaculus (lesser Egyptian jerboa), 2897 nucleotides. RefSeq names its product signal peptide peptidase like 2B (gene Sppl2b). The transcript has 15 exons. Gene Ontology annotation, cellular component: cytoplasmic side of endoplasmic reticulum membrane; lysosomal membrane; Golgi-associated vesicle membrane. Gene Ontology annotation, biological process: membrane protein proteolysis. Gene Ontology annotation, molecular function: aspartic endopeptidase activity, intramembrane cleaving. The record is from RefSeq and is a predicted model, not a curated record. NCBI's taxonomy places the organism in Eukaryota, Metazoa, Chordata, Mammalia, Rodentia, Dipodidae. Bases 7 to 1737 code for a protein of 576 amino acids.
GCGAACAUGGCGGCGGCGGCGCUGGCGCGGCUGGCCGCGGCCCUGCUGCUGCUCUCGGCCCAGGUGGCCAGUGAGUAUGGCAUGCUACAUGUGGUCUCUGAGAGUGGUGUCCCCAAGGGCAAGGACUACUGUAUCCUGUACAAUCCACAGUGGGCCCACUUGCCGCAUGAUCUCAGCAAGGUGUCUUUCCUGCAGCUGCGUGACUGGACAUCCUCGUUGCUGUGUUCUUUGAGUGACCUUCCAGCUGGUGGCUUUAGCAACCAGAUCCCACUAGUGGCCCGUGGGAACUGCACCUUUUAUGAAAAAGUGCGGCUGGCACAGGGCAGUGGGGCGCGUGGGCUGCUCGUGGUCAGCAAGGAGAAACUGGUUCCCCCAGGAGGCAACAAGACUCAGUAUGAAGAGAUUGGCAUCCCUGUGGCUCUGCUUAGCCACAAGGACGUGCUAGACAUCUUCAGGAGCUUCGGGCAUGCUGUGAGGGUGGCGCUGUAUGCGCCCAGUGAGCCUGUGCUGGACUACAACAUGGUCAUCAUCUUUGUCAUGGCCGUGGGCACUGUUGCCCUUGGUGGCUACUGGGCUGGCAGCCAUGAUGUGAAGAGAAGGUACAUGAAGCACAAACGUGAUGACGGACUCGAGAAACAGGAGGACGAGGCGGUGGAUUUGACUCCUGUCAUGAUCUGCGUGUUUGUGGUCAUGUGCUGCCUCAUGCUGGUGCUGCUCUACUUCUUCUAUGACCACCUUGUCCACGUAGUCAUUGCCAUCUUCUGUCUGGCCUCUUCCACUGGCCUCUACAGCUGCCUGGCACCCUGCAUUCGCAGGCUGCCCUUCUGCAGGUGCAGGGUUCCUGACAACAGCCUGCCAUACCUGCACAAGCGCCCCCAGGUCCACAUGCUGCUGUUGGCGCUGCUCUGCAUAGCUGUCAGUGUAGUGUGGGGCAUCUUCCGUAAUGAGGACCAGUGGGCCUGGGUCCUGCAGGACACACUGGGCAUUGCCUUCUGCCUCUACAUGCUGAAGACGAUCCGCCUACCCACCUUCAAGGCAUGCACACUGUUGCUGGUGGUGCUGUUCGUCUAUGAUGUCUUCUUCGUCUUUAUCACACCCUUCCUGACCAAGAGUGGGAACAGCAUCAUGGUGGAGGUGGCUACUGGGCCUGCAGACUCGGCCACUCGUGAGAAGCUGCCCAUGGUGCUGAAGGUGCCUAGGCUGAAUGCCUCACCACUGGCCCUGUGUGACCGGCCCUUCUCCCUCCUGGGCUUUGGGGACAUCUUGGUGCCAGGACUUCUGGUGGCCUAUUGCCACAGGUUUGACAUCCAGGUACAGUCAUCCAGGAUCUACUUCAUGGCCUCUACCAUUGCCUACGGCCUGGGCCUGCUGGUGACAUUCGCAGCUCUAGUGUUCAUGCAGCGGGGACAGCCAGCGCUCCUCUACCUGGUGCCCUGCACGCUGCUGACAAGCUGUGCCGUGGCGCUGUGGCGCCGGGAGCUUGGUGCCUUCUGGACAGGCAGUGGCUUUGCGAAGGACCUCUCUCCACCCCCGUGGGCCCCAGCUGAGGGUCCUCAACCUCCAAAGGAUGUGGAUGUCCCUCCCCCUCAGCAGCCUGCAGGUGAGGAGCCAGCCCAGUCACCCCUGUCUGCCAAGCAGUCCCUGGAGCCAGCCACACCUGAGAAGGACACCAGCCUGGCUGGGAGCAGCCCCAAAUCUGCAGGUGGAGACCAGGCCCAGCCAGGCACUUCUGCCUAGGGAGAGGAGGUGCGAGAGCUGGGCCCUUGAUGCCAUCCAUGCCAGAGAUGCGGCCACCAGGGGCCUGGGGGAGAACCAGGCUCAGCUGCCACCCCCAUCAUGGUGCUCAGCCUUUGGAGGCCCACGCUGUUCCUCCUCCUCAGCUGCACCCCAGCCUCAGCCCUGCUCCAUGCUUGGCCACCAGCACUGGGCUCCACGUCUUCCGCCCGCUGUCUGCUUCAUGCAAGGCCGGCCACCGUCGGUGCUUGAUCUGUCCUGUGCUUGGAGUCUCUUGGGGGGCUGAGCUGCUGUGGGCCAGAAGCUGUGUCCCAGCUUUGUGGGUUUCCAUGGACAGACCCAGAUGCAGGCACUGUGGUCCUGGGUGGAGGCUACCCCUCCCAAAGGAGUCAGUGGGGAAGCCUGGGCCAGGACAUGGCCAUGGGAGGCCAGACCCAACCCGGGAUGAGGGUCUAAAGGCUGCGACACCGCUCCAAUAAAUGGUCACCACUGCUUGGGAUGCUGUUGUGUGGCCUGUAGAAGGACACCCACAGGGCUUGAAGGGCCUUGGCUCACAGAUGCUCUCUUCAAGUCCCUGUCACCACUCUCCGCCCCAGCAGGUGGCCUCUGGGAUGUUCCAGGAUGUUCCAGAACUAGUGUUUUGUCCUCUACCUCACCCUUGGGGCUUGGCCCCAUGACAUGUCUGUGGCAGAGCCUGCCUGAUGCAUCUGGUCCUCAUGUCAUAGCUGCUUGUCACUCUGAAGCAGCUGUCCCCACACCAGUGGUGAGGGACAUUUAGCCCAGCACCCCCCACACUGGGAGUCAGGAGCCCUGCAACAGGGUAACAGGUGGUGACAGCCAGGCUCACCAUCAGUAGUACCACCUUGGCAUCUACAGGGAAAGGGUAGCUUCCCUUUGACCCAGGUGAGUGUUGUCAGGAGUGCCAGGCCUGUCCUGCCAUGGACACCACCGAGGACAGAAUUCAAAGGGUCCGGCCACCCUGCUUCCGCCAGUCGGACUGCGCCUUAACAAGCCAUUUUAUACAUGUGUGUCAGGGCCCUUUUGUCCCUGGGUCUGCCAUGUGACCAGCGUGGAGGAGCUCCUGGUGAUGCGACCUCCUGGGGUCCCAUUUGUAUGUUCUCUGCUCCGGCCAGUCUGGUAAUAAACAGGUUUUGAUACUGGAA